AUGGCGAGUGGCCAGGUGACAACACAAGAAGCCUUCCUAUCCGACGUCGCAGCGGGGAUGCAGCGUGCUCCCAUGGCCACCCGUCUAACGCCACACACCCUGGCUCUCGUCGCUUGGGACAAACCCUACUCGGACCCAAUCCGCCGGCAGUUUAUUCCUCUUGCCUCGUCAUUGCAUCCAGACCAUCCUCAACUUCAACUGGACUCGCUACAUGAGAACAGAGACUCCCCAGUGAAAGGGCUGGUUCACCGGUAUCCGGAUAAGGUGCUAUUUCUAGCUAGCUCAGUGUGUCCCGUCUAUUGCCGUUUCUGCACGCGGUCGUAUUCCGUCGGCGCGAAGACAGAGACGGUGUCGAAGAAACGGUUCCUCCCGCUACAGAAGUACUGGGAGCCAAUGUUUGAAUACAUUGCACAGACCACGGCGGUCACGGACGUUGUGGUGUCCGGUGGGGAUUCGUUCUUCUUGGAGCCUGCACAGCUGCGUGAGAUCGGGCACAGGCUUCUAGGGAUCGAGAAUGUGCGUCGCAUCCGGUUCGCCAGUAAAGGGCUGGCGGUGUGUCCCUCACGGAUCUUGGACCGAAGCGACAGAUGGACGGGGGAACUUAUUGAGAUCAGCCAGCUGGCCAGGAAGCGAGGGAAGAGCGUGGCGCUACAUACACAUUUCAACCAUCCACAGGAGAUCUCGUGGAUCACGGAACAGGCGGCGCAGAGGUUGUUUGAGAAUGCGGUUACAGUGAGGAAUCAGACGGUGUUGCUCAACGGAGUGAAUAAUGAUGUGGACACGAUGAAAUCACUGAUUCGUCGAUUGGCUGACAAUAAUAUUCAACCGUACUACGUAUAUCAGGGUGAUAUGGUUCAGGGCGUCGAGGACUUGCGUACGCCGCUGUGCGAUAUCCUCCAUAUUGAAUCGCACGUCCGGGGUACGAUUGCUGGGUUCAUGACACCUUCAUUUGUGGUAGACCUUCCAGGGGGUGGAGGGAAACGUUUGGCCGCAACAUUUGAUAGCUACAACCGGAACACCGGAGUGUCGACAUUCGUAGCGCCAGGGGUCAAAGGUAACACGAUUCAUGAGUAUCAUGAUCCGUUAUGGUCACUGCCAGGCUAG
Molecule: messenger RNA, 1104 nt
Organism: Penicillium griseofulvum
Lineage: Eukaryota; Fungi; Ascomycota; Eurotiomycetes; Eurotiales; Aspergillaceae
Product: KamA family radical SAM protein
Exons: 3
Coding region: 1-1104 (367 amino acids)
Molecular function (GO): catalytic activity; iron-sulfur cluster binding
Source: RefSeq, a predicted model, not a curated record